UACGCCACACUCGUUGUCAGUAACGGCCCAGUACAAUAAUGCAACGUAUAUUAUCUGCUAUUGUGUUUCUCAUCUCCUUUAAUAUUGUUGCGAGUGAUAUAAAAAAUAUAGGCUGGUGGAAAAAUGCAGUGUUUUAUCAAAUAUACCCUCGGAGUUUUCAGGAUGAUAAUAAUGAUGGCAUUGGCGACCUCAGAGGUAUCACCAAAAGGCUAGAUUACUUCAAGACGACGGGAAUCGAUGCUAUAUGGCUAUCACCGAUUUAUGCUAGUCCUAUGGUCGACUUCGGAUAUGAUAUUUCCGAUUUUCGGAAAAUUCAUCCCGACUACGGAACUGAUGAAGAUUUCGCUGAAUUAAUGGAAAAAGCUCGCCAACUAAAUAUUAAAGUACUUAUGGAUUUCGUACCUAAUCAUACUUCUGAUGAACACGAGUGGUUCCAAAAAAGUGUUGCUGGUGAUGAAACUUACCAGGAUUACUACAUUUGGCAUAACAUAUCUGCAGAUGGUAAACCCAUUAAUAACUGGAUUAGUGUGUUUGGAGGAUCAGCUUGGAAUUGUACAUCUGCCCGACGACAAUGCUAUUUGCAUCAAUUUCAUUAUAAACAGCCAGACUUGAAUUUUCGUAGUGAGAAAGUCAAGAGAGAAAUGGAGGACAUCAUCAAGUUCUGGUUGGCUAAAGGGAUACACGGCUUUCGCAUUGAUGCAAUCCCCCAUUUGUUCGAAGCCGAAAAUCUUCAAGAUGAACCAAGAACAUAUCUUCCUGGUAUAGUAAACGGGGAAUAUGGAUACUUGCAUAAUUUUAACACGAAAGAUCAGCCCGAAACUUACGAGGUUGUCAAGUCAUGGAGAAAAAUUAUGGAUGAUUAUGCAGAUUCUACUAACAGCGAAGAAAAGGUUAUGACGGUAGAAGCGUUUGGAUCGUCAUUAAAUAAUAUAAUGAAGUAUUAUGACUUCGGCUGUCAUGUCCCAUUCAACUUCUACUUCAUAACUGAUGUGAAUCGUAACUCUGGGCCCGAUGAAUUCAAAAACAUUAUCGACAUGUGGACCGCUGAAACGGAAAAAAGAUCGGGAACUGUUGCUAACUGGGUGAUGGGUAAUCAUGACGCAUCAAGAACGGCGAGCCGAUUUCCAGGCCGUGGAGAUCAGAUGACAAUGCUUGCAAUGAUCUUACCGGGAAUUGUAGUGACAUACAACGGCGAAGAAAUUGGCAUGAUUGAUAAAACAGAUAUUAGUUAUGAAGAGACACAGGAUCCUGCUGGUUGCAAUGCUGGACGCGAUAAAUACAAGGAAAAAUCCCGGGAUCCUGUCCGAACUCCAAUGCAGUGGGACAGCAGCGUCAACGCAGGAUUCAAUGAUGGAACUAAACCCUGGCUUCCUGUGAACGAAAAUUUUAUGGAACUGAAUUUGGCUGCUCAAAAGAUUGCAAAAGCUUCCCAUUAUAAAAUUUAUCAGAAGCUGAUUCAUUUGAGAAAAACAAAAGCGGCGCUAUUGUCUGGAAAGUUAGGGAGUUUCGUGUCACCUGACAAAAAGUCCCUGACAAUCGUCAGAUCUACUGACAUGGAUAGUAUUAUUCUGGUCAUUAACUUCUCCGACACAGAAACUGUUACUGUCAAUGUGACCAGUCAGGUGUCCUCACUGGCGGCUGAAGGAAUCGUUGAAGUUGCAACACUGGAUUCACCUAUUAAGGAAGGCUCAAGUGUGAAUCUGAAGAAGUUGUCGAUCGCCCCUAAACAAUCAUUAGUUCUCUCUGCUAAAAUCAAGCAAUAGAAUUACAUGAUGAUGAUGAUGAUGAUGAUGAUGAUGCUGAUGAUGGAUAACGCAAAGCCAACUUAUUAUCUUACAAAAAUGUACCAGUAAGCUCACACCUGAAUUUGUUACUGUGUGUAGAAUCACCUUCGUAUAUCUUGUUAUAUCCGCGAAAAUAAUUUACCAUAUUUUGUUAACCCUAUUGCCAUUGAAUUGGAUCUAUUAUUAGAAGUUAUAAUUAUGCAUAAAGAUUAAAAUGGAAUAUAAAAAUGAUUCAUUUUUAAUUUUUAGUCGUGUACUUGGUGUUGUACAAAAUAACGAAAUUGAAUAACAAAAUUUGAAUCGCAACAGGCCUAAAAUCAUUUGGGCAUUAUCAGAAAAUAUUUUUGAUUAUUUUUCCCACCCAAAUUUCAGCCAAUAGAAUUGCACCAUUUGUUGAUAUUUUGUAUAGCCUACCUCGAAUAUCAGCGAUUAUUUUUCCCAUCCAAAUCUUGGCCAAUAGGAUUGCACCAUUCGACGUUAUUUUGUAUAGUCAACACGGUAUUUCAGCGGAUAUUCUUGGAAAUUUCACUGGAAAUUUUGCAUGUUGAUAUAUAUAAAAAAAAACAAAUGUUGAAGUAACCCUCAAUUGUAUCUGACAGAUUAAAUGGCAAUUCGUUGAAAAUUAUGUCUCAUGGUGCAAUUCUAUCGGCCAAGAUUUGGAUGCAAAAAAUAAUCCCCCGAAUACCACUCGAACUUCGAAAUUAUCUGAUAUUUCCCUCAAGGUUCCCUGCAAACAAAUAAGCUCGUCAAGUUUUCCAGAAAAAUCACUCGCGCUUCGCGCUCGUGAUUUUUAAACUGGAAAACUUGACACGUUCAUUUGUUUGCAACGAACCUAUCGGGAAAUAUCCGAUAAUUUCGGAGCUCUUGUGGUAUUACAUGCGAUAAUUUUUUGAAUAUUUUGGUAAACAAACGACCCUUAACCAAAUAAACCUCUUUUCAUGUCAUGGCACAAUUCUCUUGGCCGAAAUUUGGAUAGGAAAAAUAAUCCCCUGAAUACCACUCGAGCUUCAAAAUUAUAGAAUAUUUCCCCCUAGGUUCCCUGCAUACAAACGAAGUCGUCAAGUUUUUCAGGUUAAAAAAUCACGAGUGCGAAGCACGAGCAUUUGUUUGCAACGAAUCUAUCGGGAAAUAUUCGAUAAUUUUGAAGCACUUGUG
Molecule: messenger RNA, 2939 nt
Organism: Diachasmimorpha longicaudata
Lineage: Eukaryota; Metazoa; Arthropoda; Insecta; Hymenoptera; Braconidae
Product: maltase 2-like
Exons: 8
Coding region: 39-1763 (574 amino acids)
Biological process (GO): carbohydrate metabolic process
Source: RefSeq, a predicted model, not a curated record